Molecule: messenger RNA, 2263 nt
Organism: Ochlerotatus camptorhynchus
Lineage: Eukaryota; Metazoa; Arthropoda; Insecta; Diptera; Culicidae
Exons: 3
Coding region: 600-1952 (450 amino acids)
Source: RefSeq, a predicted model, not a curated record
CAUCUCCCCAUAAUAAAAAUAAGAGAAUCGGACAUCGGUGGCCAUCAACAAGCGCAAGAAGGUCUGCAACGAGAAGAGGAAUGAAUGUCACGGUCCCGCAGGGAGAGAGUACAACACAACUACUAAUGUAGGCAUUAGCCACCGGAUCGGGAGAACAAAAUACUAUUCUGAGUGGUUUUUUGGAUCUGUUGCGAGAGCAGCAGACGCAACAAGAACGCGGAGAACAACAUAAACGAUAUUUUAUUUUCGUGGUGUUUAUAUAUCUACAUCUUCCUUUCUAUACAAGCAGUUCAAGCAGAGAAUGGAAUCAUAAGAACAUCCACCAAGAGCUGUUAGUUGGUUGAGAGUGUUCUGUAUAAACCAGGAGGGAUACGCAUAGCGUUUUGCUACUAAAACACUUGUGAAGAAGAAGUGGCAAUUCGGAAUAGAGAUUUUUAGUUGGAGCCGGAGCGUGCGAAAAGCGGAAUGUGUUUGUGAGAUAAAAUUUGGCGUAAUUUGGACGUGCAGAUAAUAUCUACUAAGAUUAGUUUCUAUUAGUGCAUCCGGCAACGCGAUUUCCAGUGUUAGUAUUUAUAAUUAGUAACAUAUCAGCAAGAAGAAUGUUUGUCGCCAUCAAAUCCUCCUGUGCCAAUCCGAAAAACCUGUUUUGCUUUGUGUGCGGCAGCUACACACCGUCGCACCACAAGAGAUCAAUCAUGAACAUCCCAGUCGUGGAGGCGUACGAGGCAUACUUCACCACCCGAACGCUCAAAGACAACUACGUCCAUGGUCCGGCUUCGGUGUGCAAUGAUUGUCAUCAGGGUCUGCUGCGGUGGAUGAACGGUCAAUAUCCGAGGCCGCCGCUUCCCUUUUCCGUGCCGAUGAUAUGGAAUGCACCGAGCAAUCACACCAACGAUUGCUACUUCUGUCUCACUAAGACGGCCGGGGAAGGAAAGAACAAAGUUGCACUCUAUCCCGGCAGCAUCCCGUCGGCGAUGCGACCUAUCCCGUGCGAAAUGGAUCCCAUAACACCGCUUGUUCCGACCUCUUGCUCUCCGCCAAUGGUCACCAAGAAAACUGUCAAUCAAAUAGACGUUCAAAAAGCGCCAGCUCCCCCCAACUGGACGGUGAGCGUUAAGAAAGUUAAGCUGGACCACACUCAACCGCAGCCACAGAUCCCAACUAUCCCUCUGGAGCCACCGCCGGCACUACCGAAACCGGUCCAACUCCCUCAGCUUAAUGAUCAAUUCAUGCAGUCCAAACAGAAAAUUAAGUCGCUUCCAACGGUGCAACCACCGUUUUCGGUAAAACAGCAGCGAAAGGUUAAAAUUCGAUCCCCUGCCCAGCUGCAGGAACAACAGGAAGAGUUGCGGACGCCGCCCCAGCAACCAAGGAUGGCCCAGAUCAACAACUACCAGUACAAUAUGUCAAGCCCUAAUAUCAUGCGUACGCCGCCCAGUCAGAUUGGGACUAACCGUCCGCUAGUGGAUCCUCGUUCGUAUUGUCAACCGAUUCUACCGAUUGCCACUGCUCUUCCGAUCGAACCGAUCGUAAUCGAAAUUGACGAUGACGAACCCGAAGAACGGAGUAAACCCAUCACCGUGACCUCACCAUCCAGCCGGACGACAAGUGGUGCUCCCAUCCGUCGGACUGGGGCGCCAUGCUCAUCGAAAAUCCAACCGGCUGCCAAACUGAUGGCGGUACCAGUUUCAUCCCUCCUUCAACAUCAGCAGAACACUGUGUCGGCCAAUGUGGUUUCAAGUACCAGUACCAUCCCCUCGCACAAUGGACCACACCUGCUGACGGACGUCGACCUAAUUUCGUUGAUAAGUGACCUCGGGCUGCCAAAGGACCGUGCUCGACUGCUGAUCGAUCGGUUGCGCGCGCGAAACCUGAUAGACAGUCGAUCCGUACUCAGCGACGUAGACCGAAUCCAAGAGGCGCUCACCAACACGAUUGCUGCACUUUACUAAGAACGACUGUGCUAAUUACCAGUACCACCUACCUUUAUCAUAUCUGAGACAACUUUGAACAAAAGGCUGAAAGCGUAAAUACGUGCGAAACUGAAUUCCUAUCCUCUGCACUGUGCUGCCUAGUCCGCGGAACGGACUACGCACGAACUGUAUUAUUACCUUUAUUUUAUGUGGUAUUAUUGAAGUGAACUGAUCUGAGAAUGUACUUAGUUUUUAGUUUGAAUUGCUACAGAUGAUGUGCCAUGGGCCACUGCGAAGGCGUGGGCGCAUUUUACUUUUUGAUAAUAAAUGCUACUGAUAUCAUUCCAAAC